UGUAAUGAAAUGUUCUUGUGUAGACACAGGUACCAGAGUUUGUGCCAGAUAGUUGUCGUCUUUAGUCAGCUGACCAGAGGCUACGUAGUGGUUAGUUUCUUUUUCCACAUGACCAGCAUGUUUGUGUCUAUAUUUGGCGUGAGUAGCUCGACCAUGUCUGCGGACAUAGCCACCUACCAGGUGUUCGCUGGCAUGGCUUUCAACCUUCUGCUGAUUCUCUUUCUGACUGCCAAGUGGGGUCUGCUUCAUUCAGCGGCCCAUUCAGUAAAUCAGGCAGUCAACAAUGCUUCAUGGGAUCGAAAAUCUAAGCGUCUGCUACAAAAGAUGAGUCUUCUGCUGACUCAGUGCUGUACAACUAAAGUAGGCAUCAAUGUUUAUGGUCUGUUUAUUAUUGAUACUUCCACGCCACUUAUGGUGACUGGAACUCUUAUCACUUAUGGGAUCGUCGUGCUGCAGUUUCAGCUGGAUAAAGAUUCUUUCAACAAGUGUCACUACAAUGCCACAAUAUGACCAGAAAGUCAGCAUAAUACAAAGAAACGUUCCGCAGUGCAACGCUUCUAAAGAGAUGACAUGAGCUUUUGGUUUUCCAUGGAAAACGAAACUAGAAAUAAAAAAAAAAAUUGUUUAUAUGGUUGAAGAGAACAUGGACAAAGAAACUGAAAGCGAGAGAGAGAGAGAGAGAGAAAUAAACUUUUAUAGAGUUCUGUUACAUCACAUUUUGAUAAUUGCAUAAAAAAAAACUCUUUAUUUCCAAAAAACUUCGAGAAAUGUCUUUUGCAAGGAGUAGAGCAACUUUUUGUGUAAAAAACUUAUCAGUCUGAUACAAUUUGUGUACGCUUUCUUUAUUCGCCACCCUAUCUCAGAUCAAGCCCAUCAAGCUGCAGUUAUUUCGUUUACCUUACAACACAAGAAUCAAUUUUUUUAAAUUAAUCAAUUAAAUUCACUAUUGAUAAUUAAUUAUUUUGUUUGGUGUCUAGAACAAGGGAAAUAAAUUGUACUUGACCGAGGUAAUAGUUCGCCGCUUUAAAGUAAGUUUGAAACAAAUAAUAGAUAACUAUAC
Messenger RNA from Biomphalaria glabrata, 1060 nucleotides. RefSeq lists its product as uncharacterized. The transcript is spliced from 4 exons. The coding region runs from base 10 to 510 and encodes 166 amino acids. Gene Ontology annotation, biological process: sensory perception of taste. Gene Ontology annotation, cellular component: membrane. Lineage: Eukaryota; Metazoa; Mollusca; Gastropoda; Planorbidae. The record is from RefSeq and is a predicted model, not a curated record.